UUCUACAUGACCGUACCAGUGGGACGCUGCAAAUCACGCAAAAGGAUGGAUGGGAAGGUCAUAAUCAUCACUGGGGCCAAUACAGGUAUCGGGAAAGAAGCUGCCAUGGAUCUUGCUCACAGGGGGGCCAAACUUAUUCUAGCAUGCCGAGACUUGAAGAGGGCAAUUGCAGCUGCCACCGAUAUCAAGGUAGUGACGGGAAACACGGAGGUGAUUCCCAAGUACUGCGAUUUGAGCAAACUGAGUUCCCUUAGGGAGUUUGUUGAGGAUAUCCUGAAGACGGAGGAUCGCCUUGAUGUCUUGAUAAAUAAUGCAGGGAUGCUUGGGCUUCAAGAACGAAAAUUGACCGAAGAUAACCUCGAAUAUACCAUGGCUUCAAACCACUUCGGACACUUUCUUCUCACCAAUUCUCUCCUCGAUCUUCUGAAAAAAUCUGCUCCAAGUCGCAUCAUCGUGUUAUCCUCGAUCAUGCAUCGUUUCGACCAUAAAUUCCACAGCUGUCGAAUCUACUGUGACACGAAACUUGCCAAUAUCCUCUUCACGAAGGAGCUUGCUCGUCGACUCGACGGCUCUGGAGUAGUGGCAAACUGCCUUCACCCUGGAGCAGUAUGCACAGAUUUGUUUCGGGGUAUUCCUCCCCCCCUCCUUCGGCUUACAAUAUUCUUAACGAAGACAUUCUGCCGGACGCCAGAGUUGGGUGCUCAGACUGUCAUCCACCUGGCAGUGGCAGAGGAAGCUGGACGGGUGAAUGGGAAGUAUUGGAGUGAAUGCAAGAUUGAUCAAGAGAGUCCGACGGCCAGCAACAUGGACCUGGCUAAGGCGCUCUGGGAAAAGAGUACUCAGGCUGUCAAGUAUGACCGUAGCCACUCUAAAUCUCGGACUCCUCUAAAUCUCCGCAAGAACUAA
Messenger RNA from Darwinula stevensoni, 906 nucleotides. NCBI's taxonomy places the organism in Eukaryota, Metazoa, Arthropoda, Ostracoda, Podocopida, Darwinulidae. The record is from the annotation of a GenBank genome assembly.